Messenger RNA from Rosa chinensis, 4969 nucleotides. RefSeq names its product putative lysine-specific demethylase JMJ16. The record is from RefSeq and is a predicted model, not a curated record. Gene Ontology annotation, biological process: chromatin remodeling. The transcript is spliced from 13 exons. Lineage: Eukaryota; Viridiplantae; Streptophyta; Magnoliopsida; Rosales; Rosaceae. Bases 939 to 4610 code for a protein of 1223 amino acids. Gene Ontology annotation, cellular component: nucleus. Gene Ontology annotation, molecular function: histone H3K4me/H3K4me2/H3K4me3 demethylase activity.
AUAUUAAUUCAAUUUUGUGAAAACCUCCUUAUUAGGGUUAGGGUUUCCUAUGCUUCUUCUGGGAUUUUAGCCCCAAAUUUCCUCUUCCAAAUCCACACACAUUCAAGAGCUUUGGGAAUUUUUUUUUCUUUUUCCGGAUUUGCCCUUGCACAGCUUUGAAAUUUUGUUAUAUAGUAAUCCCAGAUCGUUUUCCAGACGCUUUGAAAGUCUGGUCUUGUUUGUCAUUUUCGAUUUUUCUGUGGGGCACCCCAUCCCUGACCUGCCCAAUUCUUCUGUAGCCAAAAAGGCAGAGCUUCCUCCCUUUUUCUUUGCCCCUGGCCUGGUCUUCUGGGUUAGAGACAGCUAGGGUUAGGGUUGAGAUCUCUCUCAUCCAAUCAGAUUUACCAAUUUAGCCUUCUAGGGAUUUUGAAACUUUGGGCCUUCAGUUCCUGUUAUCUCGGAUCAAUUUUUUUUUUUUUUUGGUUGAAUUGAAUUGAUUUGGUUUUUUUUGUUUUUUGUUUUUUCCUUCUGUUUGAAAUUCUGGGCGUAGUGUACGGAGUUGAGCUGGAUUGAGCUGGGUGGGUGGCAAUUCCAGGCAACACGCCAAAGAGAUAUAUGUUAAUGCUAAUGAAGCCCCAUUAAGUUUUCCAAAGCAUGCUUUUUCAAUCCCUGAGAUAUCCAGAGUAUGGGACUAUAUGCCUUAACAGAAAAUAAAGGAGUUUCUGGUCAUCAAAGGGUUAUUCUAACAAAUAACCUUGUUUGCCUGGAGCUUUGUAAUAGCGUCUCCAAGUUGAGCUUCUAGCAGUAAGGUUCUUUGAAAGGUUGAAUCCAGUGCUUGUGAAUCCGUUACUCAAAGUUUUAUAAUAUUGAAGAUUAUAAGCCUGAAGAUGAGCUAUUAGCUUACUGUCUUUCUACAACAUUUUGGAGGCUUCUAUUUGUUAUUGGUAGCUCAAGAUACUAUGGGGACAGAACUCAUGAGAGUUUGCAUAAAGGAAGACAAUGAUGAAUUUCCAUCGGUGCCACCGGGAUUUGAGUCAUUCACAUCUUUCAGCUUAAAAAGGGUGAAUGAAAGUGAGAAACAAGAUAGUGAAAACCUAAUCAGUUGCUGUGCCACUACCAGUACUUCUGAAUCACAGUCUGUUCAGAUGGAAACUGGUAAUACUGUUGCUGAAGUUGCAAAGAGGUCUCAACGGCGGAGGCCAUGGAUAAACAAUAGACGGUAUUAUAACAAUGCUGAGGAUGAGUUUGAUUAUGAGAGCCUUGAUCAAAAUUUUCUUCUAAGGUCGCUUCUUCCUAAAGGGGUUAUACGGGGAUGUCCAGAGUGCAGUACCUGCCAAAAGGUAUCUGCAAGAUGGCAUCCAGAGGAUGGUCAAAGGCCUGACAUCCAGGAUGCUCCAAUAUUCAGACCAACUGAAGAGGAGUUCAAAGAUACUUUGAAAUACAUAGCGAGUAUACGCCCAAAAGCUGAACCAUAUGGUAUUUGUCGCAUUGUUCCUCCCUCUUCAUGGAGACCCCCCUGUCCUCUCAAGGAAAAGAAUGUUUGGGAGACUUCGAAGUUUGCUACUCGCGUCCAAAGAGUCGACAAACUUCAGAAUCGAGAUUCAAUGAGAAAGAUGCCAAAGGGUCAUAAUCAUACGAGGAAGAAAAGGAGAAGAUGCACACGAAUGGGGGCUGAUUGUCCUGUUGGUGGUAGAGGAUCUGGGGAUGAUGGAAUUUGUGAGGCAGAAAGGUUUGGGUUUGAACCUGGUCCAGAGUUUACUUUAGGAGCCUUUGAAAAAUAUGCUGAUGACUUCAAGACCCAAUACUUUAGCAAGAAUGAACACUUUACUGAUAUAGGAGGUCACUUGAGUGAAGUCAGAGAUUGCUGGGAGCCAUCUGUGGAAAAUAUUGAGGGUGAAUAUUGGCGGAUGGUGGAGAAACCUACGGAAGAAAUUGAGGUUCUAUAUGGGGCUGAUUUGGAAACAGGAGUUUUCGGAAGUGGUUUUCCCAAGAUAUACGGUCAGGAUGGUUUUACUUCAGAGGAGCAGUAUAUAACAUCUGGCUGGAACUUGAACAACUUUCCUAGACUGCCUGGAUCUGUCCUUUCUUACGAAAGCAGUGAUAUAUCUGGUGUUCUGGUGCCAUGGUUAUAUAUAGGGAUGUGCUUUUCUUCCUUUUGCUGGCAUGUUGAAGAUCACCACUUGUACUCUUUAAAUUACAUGCAUUGGGGUGCUCCGAAGUUGUGGUAUGGUAUCCCUGGUAGUGAUGCCUGUAAAUUUGAAGAGGUUAUGAGAAAGCACCUCCCUGACCUAUUUGAAGAACAACCUGACUUGCUUCAUAAGCUGGUAACACAGCUCUCCCCCUCUAUACUGAAAUCUGAUGGGGUACCAGUGUACAGAUGUUGUCAGAAUCCUGGAGAGUUUGUCCUGACCUUUCCUCGAGCUUACCAUUCAGGGUUCAACUGUGGUUUCAAUUGUGCAGAGGCAGUUAACGUUGCUCCUGUUGAUUGGUUGCCACAUGGACAGGUUGCUAUAGAGCUAUACCAAGAGCAGGGACGAAAGACAUCCAUUUCCCAUGAUAAAUUGUUGCUUGGCGCUGCAAGGGAGGCAGUAAGGGCACAUUGGGAGCUCAAUUUACUGAAGAAGAACACUUCUGAUAACUUAAGAUGGAAAAAUGUCUGUGGAAAGGAUGGGAUCUUAGCCAAAGUUCUCAAGGCACGUGUUGAGAUGGAGCGUGUGAGGAGGGAAUUUCUUUGCAAUUCUUCCCAGGCAUUGAAGAUGGAGAGCAAUUUUGAUGCCACGAGUGAGAGGGAAUGCAGUAUAUGCUUUUUUGAUUUGCAUCUGUCAGCAGCUGGCUGUCAUCAAUGUUCCCCAGAUAGAUAUGCAUGCUUGAAUCAUGCAAAGCAAUUCUGUUCGUGUGCUUGGAGCACUAAGUUUUUCCUCUUCCGUUAUGACAUUGAUGAAUUAAACAUCCUUCUCGAAGCACUGGAAGGAAAGUUGAGUGCAGUAUACAGAUGGGCUAGACUAGAUCUUGGAUUGGCCUUGAGUUCUUAUAUUGGCAAAGACAACAUAAAAGUUGGUAAAUUAUCGUAUGCCUCCAAGAGUACUAUACUUGAAGAAGUGAGCUCACAGCCACAAAGCAAUUGCUUUAAAGAUCCACCAGGGAAAGAAAUCUCUAAAGAUGGUCCUGAAAGGUCAACUGGGAGAGAAGAAUCAUUUCUUAGCACUGCCAACUCUCUGCAGGUUUGCCAGUUGUCUCAAGAAGACACAUCAUAUGCUUUGAACUCGGCUGAAAGGGAAUCUGGGAUGAAGAUGACUUCAGUUGACAAUAUUAUACUUCUUAGUGAUGAUGAAAGUGAUGAGCCAAAGAAGCUACAUUCAGACAGCCCUACAGCAAUAUCUUCUGCUAACCAGUUAGAACUUCCCAAUAGAUUGGUGGCUUCUGAUGGAAAAGUGAGCCCUUGUAAUGUUGAGAAAGCUGCAGUCUUAAAUAUGCCCGUGACUGAUGCAGCUGUGAUGGUUGAAAAAGUUAUUAGUCCGUUGGCUAGUGAAGAAAAAAAGGAUUUUUCAUCCCAUUCUUAUUCUCAUAUUAUGAAUGUGAAAGAUGAACAGGAGAAUGAUGGACAAUCACGAUCCAAUUCACCUAACCUUUCUUCCAAAUUAGCUUCUGCUGGGGCAGAACAUGGACCAGACACUUGCCAUAUUAGUGAACCCAAGGUUGCUAUUUCCAGGAGUGACCCGAAAGAUUCACAGCCAUGUCACAGUAUAAAACCUGAGAACGAGGAUAGACAUGAAAGGAUGGGAAGAAAUGCUGAUGCAAAUAUAGUGGAUAAUGUAAGAACUGCAAUGGGAAACCCAUCAUCCAGCCAGAACAAUUUGGACAGAUAUUAUCGCCAGAAGGGUCCCCGUAUAGCAAAGGUAGUGCGGAGGAUCACCUGCAUUGUUGAGCCUCUAGAAUUUGGAGUCGUGCUCUCUGGAAAGUCAUGGUGUAACAGCCAAGCCAUUUUUCCGAAAGGAUUUAGGAGCCGGGUUAAGUACAUUAGUGUUCUCGAUCCUACUGUGAGGUGUUAUUAUGUCUCAGAAGUACUUGAUGCAAGACAGGCCGGACCUCUUUUCAUGGUUUCUUUGGAUCAGUGUCCAGGUGAGGUUUUCAUCCAUAAUUCAGUUGGUAGAUGCUGGGAAAUGGUGAGAGAGAGAGUCAAUCAAGAAAUCUCAAGGCACCAUAAGUUGGGAAGACCAAACCUUCCUCCUUUGCAGCCACCUGGGAGUCUUGAUGGCUUUGAAAUGUUUGGUUUUACUUCACCAGUUAUUGUACAGGCCAUAGAGGCAAUGGAUAGGAAUCGCGUUUGCUCCGAGUACUGGGACUCUCGUCCCUACUCCCGACCUCAAGUGCAGAUACCACAAAAAGCUCAAUCUGAAGAAAGUGGUGAAAACUUGAAUAAGAUAACGACGGGAAGGAAUGCUCAUGAGGCCGCCGGCAUUAAUCUCUUGACUAGUGGGGUCGAUACAAUACUCGGAGGCCUGUUCAAGAAGGCUAACCUAGAAGAAUUAAACUCACUGUACAGCAUCAUAAGUGACAAUCAGCAGACUGUCGGUCGAGGCCUAGUGACACGACUUCUUAAUGAAGAGAUUCAAACUCGUCGUCCAACGUGAUUACGAGCUAUUGAUUGGUUUUAUUAGGAUUAGACACCAAACUUGCUCAAUCUGCCAGUUUUGGACUUGUGUAAAUUCCCCUGAUCUCAGGUUGCAUGUACAUCUUACUCAACCUGCUCAUUCAUUAUACUAGAGAAAGGGGGCGGGGGAACCGGGAGAGAAGAAAAAGCUCUUCUUCUGUAGACUAGAAUGUUGUUUUCUGUGUAGCAGUAGGAAAGAAUCUUGAGAUACUUGAGUGGAUAACACCAUUUUAGUGAUUUGGUGUCGACACAAUUUAUUGACUCCCGCCUCAGAUUUCGGUUCAUUGUUCUCAACUUUGUUGCAGCUCUUAGCCUACAAGCUCGUAUUGGACGUUAGAA